AUGACCGCGAAACUGCCAUCAGAAUGGUUCCAUUUUGGAUGCAAAUUGCAAAACCAAUUGCAGGUGACUGGCAUCGACGCGACGGCCAAAUCUGUUACUUAUGAGAAUGAACAAAAUGGAAUGACGCGGCAAAAUGAACUCGUUUACGAUGUAGUCGUCGUAGGUGUUGGCCUGAAAAAACCUGUGAAUCCGUACAUAGAGCAGUAUACGUGGCUAUACUUUCCGGAGAAAUCAGUUCCGUUCUAUCGCCUCACUUUUCUCUCGCAAUAUGGAGAAAUGACUCCUGACAGUAGUAAGUAUUGGUCUGUAAUGUGCGAAUGUGCUCGGGCUCGUGACGAUGAGCAGGAUACAGAAGAUGCGAUAACUGAGCAAACAGUCGAGGGUUUGAUUCGAAAAUCAAUUAUCACACGCGAACAAAUCGUUAGCGUGUUUUCGACAUACUUGCCAUACGGAUAUCCUAUACCAAGUGUCAAUAGAGAUGCUGAACUUGCACGCGCACAUCAUGCUCUCGAAAAUCAUCACAUCUAUUCAAGAGGGCGUUUCGGUGGCUGGAAGUAUGAAACAUCAAAUCAGGACCACUGCUUCAUCCAAGGGAAAGAAAUCAUUGAUAGGCUUUUACUGAAUGAGCCUGAAAAGGUUUACAAAACUGGGCUGCCCACUUAUCAAGGAUAA
This is a messenger RNA of Gongylonema pulchrum, 672 nucleotides long. The record is from the annotation of a GenBank genome assembly. Lineage: Eukaryota; Metazoa; Nematoda; Chromadorea; Rhabditida; Gongylonematidae.